This is a messenger RNA of Xenopus tropicalis (tropical clawed frog), 5128 nucleotides long. It is a transcript of the gene ctnna1, whose product is annotated as catenin alpha 1. NCBI's taxonomy places the organism in Eukaryota, Metazoa, Chordata, Amphibia, Anura, Pipidae. The record is from RefSeq and is a predicted model, not a curated record. The coding region runs from base 228 to 2939 and encodes 903 amino acids. Gene Ontology annotation, biological process: cell adhesion. Gene Ontology annotation, molecular function: cytoskeletal protein binding; structural molecule activity; cadherin binding. Gene Ontology annotation, cellular component: cytoskeleton; nucleus; plasma membrane protein complex. The transcript has 18 exons.
AGCGAACCAAAGAUAAUUGACACGAAAUUACUUUCGGCUCUCUGUCCCGGGUCCACUGUGGAAUGAACCCUCUGGGAGGGGCUCUCAGACAGGAACUGCUCGUCUCAUCCUGUUUCCUCCUACACUUUACGGAAUAGGAUAAAGUGGAAUUCGUGAGUAAAGAAUAGGCUCCUGCCAUUAGCCUGAGCCUCCGCCCAAGUCGUUGUUGUGUGAACACCGACGAAGACAUGACGCUUAAUACAGGAAACAUAAAUUUCAAAUGGGAUCCAAAAAGCUUGGAAAUAAGAACACUAGCUGUUGAGAGACUUCUUGAGCCUUUAGUAACUCAGGUGACCACUUUGGUGAAUAGUAGCAAUAAAGGACCCUCCAAUAAGAAGAAAGGACGUUCAAAGAAAGCUCAUGUUUUGGCUGCAUCAGUGGAGCAAGCAACCCAAAAUUUUUUAGAUAAAGGAGACAAAAUAGCAAAAGAGAGCCAGUUUCUUAAAGAGGAACUCAUUGCAGCAGUUGAAGAUGUUCGGAAACAGGGUGAACAGAUGAGAAGUGCUUCUGGAGAGUUUGCUGAUGAUCCUUGCUCAUCUGUUAAGCGUGGAAAUAUGGUUCGUGCUGCACGCGCACUGUUGUCUGCUGUAACAAGGCUGCUGAUUUUGGCUGACAUGGCCGAUGUGUACAGGUUACUGGUUCAGCUUAAAGUGGUUGAAGAAGGUAUUGUGAAAUUAAGAAAUGCUGGAACUGAACAAGAUUUAGGAAUACAAUAUAAGGCUUUGAAAGCUGAAGUGGAUAAAUUAAAUGUCAUGACUGCAAAGAGACAACAGGAAUUAAAGGAUAUUGGACACAGAGAUCAGAUGGCUGCUGCUCGUGGUAUUCUUCAGAAGAGCAUUCCUAUUCUUUACACUGCUUCACAGGCAUGUCUGCAGCAUCCUGAUGUAGCUGCAUUCAAAGCUAAUAGGGACUUAAUAUAUAAACAGCUUCAACAAGCAGUCACUGGCAUUUCAAAUGCAGCCCAGGCUACCUCAUCUGAAGAAACUGCUCAUCAGCAAGGAGGUGGAGAGCUCGCCGUUGCACUCAAUAAUUUUGAUAAACAAAUUAUUGUGGAUCCUCUUGGCUUUAGUGAAGAAAGAUUCAGGCCUUCGCUGGAGGAGCGUUUAGAAAGCAUAAUUAGUGGAGCAGCCCUAAUGGCAGAUUCUUCUUGCACACGAGAUGAUCGUCGGGAGCGUAUUGUUGCUGAAUGCAACUCAGUGAGACAAGCUUUACAAGAUCUUCUUUCCGAAUACAUGGGAAAUACUGGCCGUAAAGAACGAAGUGAUGCUCUAAAUUCAGCAAUCGACAAAAUGACAAGGAAGACAAGAGACUUGCGCAGACAGUUGCGAAAGGCUGUUAUGGACCAUGUUUCUGACUCUUUCUUGGAGACUAAUGUGCCACUUCUGGUAUUGAUUGAGGCUGCAAAGAAUGGAAAUGAGAAAGAAGUAAAAGAGUAUGCACAAGUAUUUCGUGAACAUGCCAAUAAACUGAUUGAGGUAGCCAAUUUGGCAUGUUCCAUAUCAAACAACGAGGAAGGUGUUAAACUUGUUCGUAUAUCUGCUGGUCAUCUUGAAUCCAUGUGCCCACAGGUUAUAAAUGCAGCUCUGGCCUUAGCAGCUAAGCCUCAUAGCAAAAUGGCACAAGAAACAAUGGAUCUUUUCAAAGAGCAAUGGGAAAGACAAGUUAGAGUCCUUACAGAUGCUGUUGAUGAUAUUACAUCAAUCGAUGACUUUUUGGCUGUUUCAGAAAACCACAUUCUGGAGGAUGUGAAUAAAUGUGUCAUAGCUCUCCAGGAGAAAGAUGUUGAUGGCUUGGAUCGUACAGCUGGAGCUAUUCGUGGCCGGGCAGCAAGAGUCAUACAUGUGGUCACCUCUGAAAUGGAUAAUUAUGAACCUGGUGUCUACACUGAAAAAGUUUUAGAAGCUACCAAGCUGCUGUCCAAUACAGUUAUGCCACGUUUCACGGAGCAAGUUGAAGCUGCAGUUGAGGCCCUUAGCGGUGACACAAAUCAGACCAUGGAUGAAAAUGAAUUUAUUGAUGCUUCUCGACUAGUAUAUGAUGGUAUAAGGGACAUCCGCAAAGCUGUGCUGAUGAUCAGAACUCCAGAAGAACUUGAUGAUUCUGAUUUUGAAACUGAAGACUUUGAUGUGCGAAGCAGAACAAGUGUCCAGACUGAAGAUGACCAGCUCAUUGCUGGACAGAGUGCAAGAGCAAUCAUGGCUCAGCUCCCUCAGGAACAAAAGGCCAAAAUUGCAGAACAAGUGGCUAGCUUCCAGGAGGAAAAGAGUAAAUUGGAUGCUGAGGUGUCGAAAUGGGAUGACAAUGGAAACGACAUCAUUGUUUUGGCCAAACAGAUGUGCAUGAUUAUGAUGGAAAUGACUGACUUUACUAGAGGGAAGGGGCCACUAAAAAACACUUCAGAUGUAAUUAGUGCAGCUAAGAAAAUUGCAGAAGCGGGAUCCCGAAUGGAUAAAUUAGGACGAACUAUCGCUGAUCACUGCCCUGAUUCAGCUUGCAAGCAAGAUCUUUUGGCGUAUCUUCAGAGAAUUGCCUUGUACUGCCAUCAGUUAAAUAUCUGUAGUAAGGUAAAGGCGGAAGUGCAGAAUCUUGGUGGUGAGCUUGUUGUUUCUGGGGUUGACAGUGCCAUGUCCCUGAUACAAGCUGCGAAAAAUCUGAUGAAUGCCGUCGUUCAGACAGUGAAAGCUUCCUAUGUAGCUUCUACAAAAUACCAGAAGUCACAAGGAAUGGCGUCUCUGAACCUCCCUGCAGUGUCAUGGAAAAUGAAGGCUCCAGAAAAGAAACCCCUUGUGAAAAGAGAGAAGCAGGAUGAGACCCAAACUAAGAUCAAGCGUGCGUCUCAGAAGAAACAUGUCAACCCAGUGCAGGCUUUGAGUGAAUUUAAAGCAAUGGAAAGCAUUUAAAUCUAUAGAUUAAGUUGUUCUUUUCAUAAACUUUAGAAUAUACUAACCACUUUCUUGCUCACUUUUUGUAGUAGAAUGGUUGGAAAAGUUUUUUUGUUUUUUUUUGUACAGGUAAUACUUUUGUGUUUUGUUUUUUGGUCUCACAACCACUUAUAUAAAUGGAUGGCAGGGGUUGCUGAAAUAAUCAAGUCAGAAAGAAAUCUUAUUAAAAUCAUACUAAAUAUAGAUACUGUGGUCCCAGUUGACCCAGGGAUUAGACUAUUAAAGGGACAGUAUACACCUUUUUUAACAUGGGCUUGUACUGAACAUACUUUUUUCCUAUUGUUUUAAUUAAGACAAAUCAUUUUUGUGAUUUCUAACGGUAAAGAAUAAAAUCAAAGCCGUUUUUCUUUGGCACUUCCUAUUCUGGCAAGAAGAACAGAUGCUGAUAACACUAAUUACCAGUACAUUGAGAAGCCCUUCGAUAAUGAUUUGCUUUAAAGGCUGUAGCUUGAGAGGGGGGGGUAUGUUUGAUUAAAGGCAUAUAAGGAGCUCUGAACAAAUUGCUUUAUAAUGGAAGAGGAACGAAGUACAGUGAAAGAGUUUGAUUAUGAUAGCAAAAGCAUAGGAAGAUUUUAUUCAUUAAAAGAAUAGGCAGAAUGCAUUUUCAACACAAGAUCUCUUUAUUAUGCUCAAUUAGGUAUAUACUGCCCCUUUAAAAUCUAUUUGUGCACAAUGUGGCCUUUUUGUUAUUUUGCUUCAUUUUAGACUUAAUUGUUUUAUAAACUAAGUUAACUGGCUACAUGACUUCACUUUUUAAUUUGCUGCUUUUUUAUUAAACACUAAAUUGCUGGAAAACUAGCUAUCAACUGCUUUAAGUAAUCUGCAGUGUAAGCAUGAACAUCUAAGAAUUGUAAUAAAGUUAAACUCUUUUUUGCUUGAUUAGCAAUUUUCUUUUCUUUUUUUCACUAAUUUCCUUAUCCUUUGCCUUCACGUACUCAUUAAAAGUCUUUAUUUUUAAAUAUCUCAAACAGUUUUGUUAUGUGCUAAUGCAGAUAUGGGCAGACCACUUUAGUUUUCCUGUUAGUGCUGAGUGCACUGGUGUUGGUUAUAUAGGCAGAUUAAUACAGGGCUUUCAUCAUGCUGCAUGACUGGGCAUGUAUUUCAGUGUUGAUCAUUCCAAAUGGAAAAUGUUAUCUGCUUAAUAAAUCAGUUGAUGCACUAUGCAACUAUCUAGAAAGUAAAUAGAAGCUCAGCCUAUUGUGGCCAAUAUCCACUUGUAUGGCCAAUUAAGAGGGGCGGGUGUAGAUUAGUAUAGCUCCUCCUUUCUGCUUGUAUGUGAGGCUUAUCAGGGGUCCCACAGUGACAGGCCCUUGGUACAGUUACAAUACCCUGGCAGUGAGCAGUAAUACUGUGGUGCUCUAAAGCUAGCCAUACACUGGUAGAUUUAAGCUUAUAGUUCAGAGGCUUAUCUGUCCAUUUAUGGGCCCUCCCAUGCAGAUUUGUCAUGUCUGAAAAUCCCAUCCCGAUAAAGACCACAUCAGUGCAUUAAUGCAGUCCUCUCAACCAUGGGACUUGUGAUCUGGACACUGGGCCGGGUGCCAAGAUUUUGUCUCAGUUUGGCACAGCACAUAGGUGCCCAUAUCUGUUUAAUAACCUCACCAGGUUGAACGAGUGGAAACAUAUGACCAACUUUACACACUCCAAUCUGUUAUUAAUCGGGAACAAUGCAUACUCAAAUACCUUCUCUCUCUUUCUACACAUUCCCAAACUGUCCAUUAACAGUUCAAAAUCACAUUUUAGUGCUAGGAAUUUGCAAAAGUAUAUGAAUUUUUUAGUGUUGUAUACUAUGUAUAUAACAAAAUAAAAAUAUUAAACAUUCUUUGUACACACCGACUGGAAACCUCAUGGGAUUCAAGGGCCAUAUUCGCAAAUUUCCUCUUAAGUAUGGUGUACACCCCCCCCCCCCCCCAUAUAAAUCCAUAUCCUACAUGUAGACAGAGUGAAAAAUGAUUUUACCUUUUAAAAAUAUUUUCUUUAGGGGCAUUUCCUGGAGGGAAAGUUGCUUAGAUAUUUCUAAACCUUUCCAUGCUUUUGUGUGAUUGCAUUUUUUUUUUUUUUUUUUUUUUUAUUUGUAUGAUUGUUCCAAAUGAAAAGAAAUACAGACAUUAUGUUAAUGCUAUAAAGUCAAUAAAAUAACAUAUAUCAAA